This is a messenger RNA of Daphnia magna, 1469 nucleotides long. It is a transcript of the gene Gmppb, whose product is annotated as mannose-1-phosphate guanyltransferase beta. Gene Ontology annotation, molecular function: mannose-1-phosphate guanylyltransferase (GTP) activity; GTP binding. The record is from RefSeq and is a predicted model, not a curated record. Lineage: Eukaryota; Metazoa; Arthropoda; Branchiopoda; Diplostraca; Daphniidae. The coding region runs from base 146 to 1255 and encodes 369 amino acids. The transcript is spliced from 7 exons. Gene Ontology annotation, cellular component: cytoplasm. Gene Ontology annotation, biological process: GDP-mannose biosynthetic process; cell wall mannoprotein biosynthetic process.
ACAGUUUACGUGUAAACCUCGAAGUGUCAAAAAAGCUUACGUGAGGAAAGGCGUAUCAUUUGAGUACGUGGCAAAACAGACGGUUUUUCUUCGUGAACCAGUUGGAGAAGAUCGCUUCAUCUUCUGUACCAAUAUCAACACCAGAAUGGGAGGAAAAGAUGUAAAGCUCGGCACAAUGAAGGCUCUUAUUCUUGUUGGAGGCUAUGGAACCCGCCUACGCCCACUCACGCUUAGCAGACCUAAGCCUCUGGUUGAAUUUGCUAAUAAACCAAUGCUGAUGCACCAGAUUGAAGCGCUGCUCGAGGCCGGAGUCACUCAAGUUGUUUUGGCCGUGUCUUAUAGAGCUGAACAAAUGGAAAGCGAAUUGAGGGCCGAAACGGACAAGUUAGGAAUCACGCUUACAUUUUCGCAUGAAACGGAACCCCUUGGUACAGCCGGUCCUUUAGCCCUGGCCAAGGAUAUCCUAGCCUCUGGCGAGGAACCUUUCUUCGUUCUCAAUUCGGACGUCAUAUGUGAUUUCCCAUUCAAGGAAAUGGUAGAUUUUCACAAGGCUCACGGCAAAGAGGGCACUAUAGUGGUAACCAAGGUGGAGGAGCCUUCCAAAUAUGGUGUAGUUGUCUACAGUGAUCAAGGCCGAAUCGAAAAGUUUGUUGAAAAACCAACAGAAUUCGUCUCAAAUAAAAUCAACGCAGGAAUGUAUAUCUUUAAUCCUUCAAUUAUGAAGCGCAUUGAGUUGCGACCCAUGAGUAUUGAAAAGGAAGUAUUCCCCUGUAUGGCAAAUGACGCUGAAUUGUUUGCUUACGAGUUACAAGGAUUUUGGAUGGAUGUUGGACAACCUAAGGAUUUCAUUACAGGCACAUCUCUUUACUUAAAGUCAGUGCGUGAAAAAAACCCUUCUAUGCUAUAUACGGGCCCCGGGGUGGUAGGGAACUCACUAGUAGACCCGACAGCAGUUAUUGGUGCUAACUGCAGAAUAGGCCCGAACGUAACUAUUGGACCGGGAGUAGUAAUCGAAGAUGGUGUUUGCGUCAAGCGGUGCACUAUCCUGCGAGGUGCAACAAUCAAAUCACAUUCGUGGCUAGACUCUUGCAUAGUUGGAUGGAAAUGUGUUGUCGGACGAUGGGUCCGACUGGAAAAUGUCACCGUUCUGGGCGAAGACGUCAUUGUCAAAGAUGAGAUUUACAUCAAUGGCGGGAAAGUUCUUCCUCACAAAGCCAUAUCUGACUCUGUCCCUGAACCACAAAUCAUCAUGUGAACUACUAUUUACAAGCAUUACUUGUUUUGUUUUGUUUUUAAAGUGCAUGUUUUACUGUGUGCCUUGUUCUCCUUUUGUUCUUAAAAAAAAAAAAAAAAAAAAAUUGUUGGUACAAGUUUGGGAAAUGUGGUUUGGUCAGGGGUAUCUGUUGUGUAUCUACAAAAAGAAUAGCUAUUCUAAUCACUUGCAGAAUACAAAGCAUUCCAACACUUUU